AUGGGGGCCCCUAUUUGGCGUGAAUUCAAGCCAAACGCCUCCAAAAGACAAGCGCAGUCCGCAGGUCCUGCACCAGCUUCUUGCGAAAUUGAGGGCAACCCCGACUUUUACGACCUAGGCAUCCGCACUGGUAUCUACCUUCAGUGGAUCACGGCAUUCAUUGCCAACCACGUUCUUCGACGCGCCAUUGACUCCAGCCUCGAGAUUAACACCGUCUUCCUGCUGGCAUUGUUCAUUGCGACGGUCGUAGCUACCAUAAAAAACACGGCCCAGACGGCUGAGUUGGUAGUGCUUCUCCACCUCUGUUUUGGCUUUCUCUUCUCCAUCCUCUCGAUAUGGGGACACCGCACAUCGACUAUCGACAUCCACACCAAGAAGAUACGAUUCCCCUUGAUUGGCAGUUUAUUUCGGCUCAGCAUUGCCACCGGACUUAGCGCGUAUGGCGUGUGGUUCUGGUUCCGGGGAAGGGACUUGCAUCGACGCGCAAAUGCUUGUUCAGACUACACGUUCCUAUUUUCCAGGUUCGAUAUCGCUGGCGGUAUACGGUACUUCCUCGAGAUACAGUCGAGCGUCAUUUGUGCGGUCUAUGCUGUGCUUUUUGUGCGAGAGGUCCUGAUGAUGGUGGCCUUUUUCUUGUUCCUGUUCAUUCAGACCAGCAUUAUCUCGGGACUGGCAGUGUGGUUCGGUGCCAGUGGCAUCAUUCACCUGCAACGCCACAAGACUGUGGCCAAAAUGGGCUUGAGAGCUGAAGAGGCUGAGAUGCUGGAGAAAAAGCAGAGAGGCCGUGACAUCCUCUCGAUGUCAUGGUUUUUACUCAAGUACUGGGCCCGACUCUCCCUCGCCAUGGGCUGGAAAGGGGCGAACGGGAAACAAUCAGCAGGUGAAAAGCGGCCCGACUUAAAGUGUUAUUUGAUACCCUUCGUUGAUGUCUAUAUUUUUACCUUCAGGACCACGGUGCAAUUCUUGUGUCUUUUACUCUUCAAGUGGUGCCCAAAGAUCGACUUUAUUCCGCUCAUCCCCUAUCCCUUCUGGGUCACGGCCCAAAAAGAUACAAAUGCGGAGCCAGCUUCGCCUAAUUAUGGAAAGAGAAUCAUGGCAUUCCUCAAAUCACCCCCGGCUGAGAAACUCUUACGUGCGGCCAAUCUUUUUACCAUCGUUUGGACCAUGGUCUCCGUCGAACUGACACUACAUUGUAAUAAAAUCAUUGGUGUUUAUACGUUAGACUCCAUUGGUCAAUUAAUACCGUUUAUUAUCGGCGUUGUAGGCUUUCUGAGCCUGAUCCAUGGUAUCUCCGUCGAGCGAAGCAAGCUCGUAUCAACUGAUGUCCUGCUUAAACUAUUCGAUGCGGAUCAAGUUCCCAUUGCUCGUGCCGUCGAAAAUCACAGUGGUACAGACACUGACUAUCACCAGCUGAGCCUUGGUUAUGACGCAGUCUUCUAUGUCCGGAAGCCAGAAAUUAUCAGCGACGAGAAGGUCAAAAAACAAGGCGACUUUUACAAACGCCGUCACUCCAUUGACUUCAUCUGGCCUAAACACAUACAGGAGGAUAUCGGAAGUGACGGAAUAUGCGAGACACCUGGAACCCUCGACAUCUCGAAAUGCAACAUGAUCGCGGUGCCCUGGCCGAAUACUACCAACCAAGCAAUAUAA
This is a messenger RNA of Pseudomassariella vexata, 1650 nucleotides long. RefSeq lists its product as uncharacterized. NCBI's taxonomy places the organism in Eukaryota, Fungi, Ascomycota, Sordariomycetes, Amphisphaeriales, Pseudomassariaceae. The coding region runs from base 1 to 1650 and encodes 549 amino acids. The record is from RefSeq and is a predicted model, not a curated record. The transcript is spliced from 2 exons.